AUGUAUCUUUGCAACUUUGGGCUACUGGCCCUGGGGGUGACUGCUGUCAAUGCUUUUCGGGAUACAUCUCCAUUCUUCCUCGCCUCAACCUCAGAGCUGUUGACGACCUCCGCAAAUGUGAAGGCCAGCGCGUCCCUCUUCACUGAUCUUACGACUGCGCUCAAGUCAUGCCCUUCGGAGUAUUAUGUGAUCGUCAAUCAACCGGGUGUCCAUAGCUCGGACUUUGCGACUCGCAAGUCGGUACCCCGCCUCGGCGCGAAGAUGCUGGGCAAGGACAAGUCUGUUCGGUCAAAGAUGAGCGUCAAUGAGGUCUCUGGACUUUUGGAGGCGAAGCAGAUCCAGGAGAUGUUGACAGAAGGCUGCCAGGCGCAGACCACUGUCAUCAACGGUUCCUCCGGACAAUAUCCUUCCUCUUUUGAGACUGGACCUCGAGUCAUCGUUGUUGAGUUUCCCAUGCUCUCAUUGGGCUCAGACCGGGCCGAUCAGCUCUCCAACAAUGAUGGCUUGAUUGCCGAUAUCAUUGACCGAAUCCCCUCCUCAUCUAAGUAUACUCUGCUCUACGUGACUUCCCCGAGAGAAUUCCCUGAGACCGAUUCCGUUGUCUACGAAUCCGAGGACGCAUAUACGGACUCUGUGCGGGUCGAGCUCAAGCGUGACUAUUCCUCUCACUCCAGCGAGUCUCGCGAGUCCAAUCCGGACCGUACUACGUCUUUGUUUGACAAGUAUCAAUUCUUCACCCCCGGCAUCUUCAUGGGUUUCAUGGCCUCAUUCCUGUGCCUCAUCAUCUUAUACAUUGCCAUAAAUGCCAUCAGCAGCUUGAAAGUUCCUUACGCUGCCUUUGAGAAGGAUACAUCUGUUGCUGUGCAAAAGAAGCAGCAGUAG
Messenger RNA from Penicillium diatomitis, 882 nucleotides. RefSeq names its product Ac45/VOA1 transmembrane domain-containing protein. Gene Ontology annotation, cellular component: endoplasmic reticulum membrane. The transcript has 5 exons. Lineage: Eukaryota; Fungi; Ascomycota; Eurotiomycetes; Eurotiales; Aspergillaceae. The record is from RefSeq and is a predicted model, not a curated record. Bases 1 to 882 code for a protein of 293 amino acids. Gene Ontology annotation, biological process: fungal-type cell wall biogenesis; (1->6)-beta-D-glucan biosynthetic process.